This is a messenger RNA of Anopheles marshallii, 2247 nucleotides long. RefSeq names its product venom dipeptidyl peptidase 4. Bases 1 to 2247 code for a protein of 748 amino acids. The record is from RefSeq and is a predicted model, not a curated record. Gene Ontology annotation, molecular function: dipeptidyl-peptidase activity; serine-type peptidase activity. NCBI's taxonomy places the organism in Eukaryota, Metazoa, Arthropoda, Insecta, Diptera, Culicidae. The transcript is spliced from 6 exons. Gene Ontology annotation, biological process: proteolysis.
AUGAUGCAGUACUCCGUACUGUUUGUCUUUUGGUGCUGCUGCUUGCUUGGUAGCCGUACCUUAGCUGCUCCGUUCGAUGGAAAACAAUCGUCCGAGCUGAAAGAUUUCACCUUUGACGAAAUCAUCCCGAACCAGUUCGGAUUGCGGAGCUUCAACGGCACAUGGUUGUCUGGUGAGGAACUACUGUACAGGAAUGGUGGAGACUACGUAAAGCUGAACUUAAACACGGGGGACAGUAUCGUGGUGAUCACUACUGAUGUGUUGAGUCAAUUCCGCGGCGCAUCGAUUCAGUUGAUUAAACCCGAUUUCACAAAAGUCCUCGUCCGAUACGAUGUCCGAACGGUGUUUAGACAUUCGUCUCUUUCCAAGUACGCAAUCUACGACACAUUGGACGGAUCUGUAUACCACAUUGCCAACCAGGAGGAAGUGUCAAUCUGCAUUCUCUCCCCGACCGGACAGAGCCUCGCGUACGUGAAGGAUAACAAUGUUUACUACCGAGCUGCGCUGCUUAAUCCAGUGGAACGGGCACUUACGCUCGACGGUGUUACCGGUGUGAUAUACAACGGAAUCCCUGAUUGGGUGUACGAAGAGGAAGUGUUCGGUACGGAUGCGACACUCUGGUUCUCACCGAACGGACGCCGACUAGCCAUGGCCAGCUUUGACGAUCGUGAGGUGAAGGAGUUCUCGUACCAUCUUUACGGUUCACCGGAUGAUACGGACAAGCAAUACCCGGAAGAGUUGCGCAUUCGGUACCCAAAGGUUAACACCACCAAUCCGACCGUACACCUGCAGGUGACGGAUCUGUCUGUGAGUGAACCCACUUGGGUGGAACUACCAGCACCGCUGGCCACCGUUGGUGAGGAUCAUGUGCUCGGCACUGUCAACUGGGCCGGUGAGGAUGUGCUAGGUGUGAUUUGGACCAAUCGCCGACAGAAUGUGGCCACCUUCCAGAAGUGUCAAACCACCGCCGGAACCUGCACGGAAGCGAUCAGAUUCGAUCGACCUAAUGGAUGGUACGACUUAUAUACGCCGCGCUGCUAUGGACCCAAUCGGUGCUUCUUGAUGGGCGACAGUAAUGGAUGGCGCGCUGUGAUGGAACUCGUCGAUGGAUCUUCUCCUGUUGCCCGUACUCCGUCAGGAUUUACCGUUUCCUCCAUCAACGGGUACGACGAACAGUCCCAGGCGCUCUACUAUACAGCUGUUCCGGCAAGUCAACCGCACCAUCGGCAUGUGUACCGCGAUGAGGAAUGUCUCACGUGUGGCUUAACGGACGAGCUGGAGGAUUCCGUAGCAUGUAACUUUGCAAGCGUAGCUUUCAGUGCGGAUCUGUCGUACAUGGCAGCAACCUGCUCCGGACCGACACCUUCCUACACGCAGAUCUUCCGUACCAGCGAUAGGCAGCUCGUGGCGGAAUGGGAGUGGAAUAUGGAGCGUCGUGAGCAGUUAAAACAGUACAAAAAGGUUUCGGUACGAUUCCUGCGCGUCCCAGUCGGUGACGGUAGCUUCCAGGCAGCCGUUCGACUCUACCUUCCACCGGAGAUUGACUUCGAAUCACCUGCCACAGCAACUCGCAAGUAUCCAAUGGUGGUGAAUGUGUAUGCCGGACCGGAUUCGGUCCGUGUCACAGAUAGUUUCAGUGUUGGGUUUGCGAACUACAUGGCCACGACCAAGGGCAUAAUCUACGCACAGAUUGACGGUCGUGGUACGGGUAACCAGGGCUACGAGUUCCUGUUCUCCAUCAACAACCGGCUCGGAACGUACGAAAUGGAGGAUCAGAUUGCAGUUGCCCAGUAUCUACAGCAAACGUACGCGUUCAUUGACCCUCAGCGUACUGGUAUCUGGGGCUCGAGUUACGGUGGCUAUGCAACCGCCAUGACACUGGAGAAGGAUCACGAGCAGGUGUACCGGUGCGGCAUCUCGGUGGCACCGGUUACUUCGUGGAUGUUUUACGACUCUAUCUACACCGAGCGCUACAUGGGACGUCCGACAGACAAUGGAGCAGGGUAUGAUCGUAGCGAUAUCAGCAGCUUCACCGAUGAGCUGAAGAAUCAUCUGUUCCUGCUGAUUCAUGGUACCGCGGACGAUAACGUACACUAUCAACAGUCGAUGGUGUUUGUGCGUGCCUUGCUGGAUCACGACAUCGACUUCGAGCAGAUGAGCUAUCCGGAUGAGGCCCAUUCGCUGUCGGGUGUGCAGCGUCAUCUCUAUCACACGAUGGACCAAUUCUGGGAUCAAUGCUUUGCGUAA